AAAUAAAACCAGGAUUAAAGUUAAUCUACAUCGACAGAAAUGCGACGUAAAUCCGAAAAAAAUCAAAUCCAACGUUUCCAAUGAUCACAUCGCAAUGCGUAAUUAUUCAAAAUAAUUAAAAAAAAAUCAUUCUCGCUUCUUAAUUUCUUAUUUACAGAACGGAACGAACGUCGGCGGUUAUGAAAAUUAAAAUAGCCCGUUUACGUAAAUAUCGAAAUUGGAUGUGGAGAUGAGUGUUGCCGCCAUCAAUUACCUGCUAGAACGCAGGUGGUGUGUUUUGAGAUGUAAUUUUAUAAUCGUGUUCAGCAGUGUGUUAUCACACACGUGUUGCGUACCGUAAUUUACAUUAUACGGCACUUAUCGAAAAUUCUCCGGGAGCGCACGGUCAAGGUGAUCGAGGCGACGGGGAAGGGAGAUGAAGGGAAGAGAAGGGUUAAGGGCGAGCGGCAUCAGCGGGCGAGCUCAAGUCGUUGGUCGAGCUUUCCCGCCUUUCAAAUAUCCCGGACGCGAAUCGAACUCGCGCGGUGAGUGUGUUUACUCGUCGUCACGUGUGCGACGACAACGACGACGACGACAACGACAACGACGACGACGUGGCGGCGUAUCGAUUCCUCCGAAUCGCGCAUUGAAGCCUUCGUGGCGAACAAAACGGACGAGUGGACCAGUCGUCUCGACGUAAAGACGUAAACAAUACCGUGAGAGACGUCGUCGUUUGUGCCCGUGCGCAUACGAAAGAGAAAGAGAGAAAGGGAGAGGGAGAGAGAGAGAGGUACACAUUUGUUAACGGGGAAAACGUCGAUGACUCGAUGACGCACGAGGUGUUAUAUGGGUCAAGGAAUAUAGGCCGACAUGACGGCGGCGGCGGUUUCGCGUCGCGCGUUCUUGAAACCGGGAAAGUCCACGGCGACGACGGAACGGCAGACGAGUCUACGGUCGAGUCGGCGCGUGGAAACCACGUAGUUAGAGAAGGAUUCCGCGCGAGAAAGGCGACGAUGUGAUAGACUACAAAGCGGAACAGAGAACGGCGCGCAGCGGCGGGAGAAAGAAAGAAAGAGAGAGAGAGAGAACGACGGACGGUACCGAGUGUUUUGUUUACAUACGCGGUUGACGGCGUGACCUUUUACAAGACUCCUUUCCCGCGUGAAUCGGUAGUGUUUGCGUGACACGCGUUAUCGAAGUUGGUUGGUUUUUGCCAAAGAGCUUCGCUCUCUGUAAGACGUGCGCGAUUCUCUCGCUUUUCUAUUUAGAGUCAGUCGAAAGCCGCGUUGUAUCUGUGAAAGAGAAAAUUCGCGAUAUCCUUCCUAGUGGCGAAAGCGGCAUCAGCGCGAUUAAACGUCGUCGCGAUCUGUUUCAGGGACACGUAAACUGACGGUACGCCUCGCAAUUCGUGGCGUGAUGUUACUCAAACAGAUGCUGGAUCCGAGCGUAUUAACGGACCUGGAGGAGCUGACGCUUUGCGGUUGCUGCAAGCAGAAGUACAAUGACGUAGAGCAAUGCCCCAAGUAUCUUAGCUGCAAGCAUUACUUCUGCCUACGGUGCAUCGAGAGCAAUCUCCUGAAGGGACGCGAUCUGCAGUGCGCACAUUGCUGGAAAACGACGGAUUUGGGUAACCAAGGCGCGGACGCUUUACCGACUCACUCUGCUCUACUUGCCUUGGCCAACAAUUUGUCGCGUCUCAAGAUCACGACAAACAAUACGUCCGGCAAACCUGACAAGGAGAGGAAGAGCGAGAACUGUCACACACACGGAAUGCCGCUAGCAUUGUGGUGUGCGACAUGUUGCACGGCGCUUUGUAGGGCGUGCGCAAGCCCGCAGGAUCACCCGGGUCAUCAGAUCAAAUCGCAAACCGAUGCCAAAGAACAGCUCAUAUCCGACGUUCAACUGGAGUUAGUCACUGUGGGUAAACUGUCGACGGAGAUUCAAAGACUGGCCGUGCAGCAACGCGAGUUUCUGAUAAAGGUGCUGGAGGCAUGUGUGACGUUGAAGACGCAUGUAGAGACGGAUCUGCAAAAUGGCUGGAGUCACUUUCCCGAGAUAACGGACGCGCGCGAGACUCUAGGCAAGACGAGGGCUGGCCUGCAGAUGAGCGAGACUCCGGGUGAUGUUUACAGCCUACACUCGCAGUUAAUUCUCGAGAAACAAAGGUUGCAGUCAAAAUAUCAAGAGAUGAUGUUACAGUGCCAGCUAGAUGAUCUCAUUGGCAACUCUGGAGUGAUAUUCGACUUUGCCUUGCUAAAACAGGCAUUAGCAGGGAUACACACGGGAGAUCCGAUUGUCCCUCAAGGAAAUGGCGGUCGCUUGCCGAAUCAUCUCGCGGCUUCACAUAAUCCGAUUUUGUUCCUCGCAAAUUAUUGCAUGUCGCAGUUGUACACCCGUCACGUCGUUAGCAAGCAACAGCACAUGCAGAACGGUUCGAUGGAGUAUCAUCAUUCAAGUAUGAUGCCACCACCGCCCCAACAAGCGCCAUCCGUUCACGUUCAUCAGGGUCCACCGGCGCCACCACCGGGACCGGGACCCAAUCAAGCUCCCCAGCAGCUUCUCAUUCCACCCGGUUCACCGUCCGUUAAACCCGUACCGCCUGCACCGCCCAACGCUAUGUUGCACCCGCAGCAACAGUCAACGUUCAUGUCUGACGCGGUCGGCACUGGCGCCGGUGGCGGUAGUCUAGUGACCGUCCACUCGUCCCCGCAACCGCCGUCCAACGCGAUAACGGCGACGUUGACGCGAGGUCCUGCGAAUCCGUAUCCUCUGUACUACUUCAACAUCGAGGUGAAUGGUUCACCGCACGGGCGCAUCGUGAUCGAAGUGCGACCAGACGCAGCGCCGAAGAUGGCCAAGAACUUCAGCGUGCUGUCAACGGGAGAGAUCGGAUUCGGAUACAAGGGAUGCACGAUAUUCCAGUGUUGGGAAGGCGAGUCCGUGAUCACAGGUGACUUCGAGCUUAACAACGGCCGCGGUGGACGCAGCAUAUUUGACGACGGUUAUUUCAUGCCGGACGAUACCAAGUUCCCGGCGGUUAGGGGCGCGGUGGGCAUGAGGCGGACGCAGAAACGGCACGACAACCUCGGCAUGGUCGGCUCGCAAUUUCGCAUAAUCCUGCAGGAGAUGCGCGGCUUUACUGGCAUCUUCGGCCACGUUGUCGAGGGAUUGGAGCUAGUGGAGAAGAUAUCUACGUACGGCGAUCAGACCGGCAAGCCUACCAAGAAUAUUCUAAUCACGAAAUGCGGUAAAUUGUAACGUUUAUGAUGUCGCUGUCGCGCGGUUUGUUGCAACGCGGGGUAAUUCUCCGAGAAAUGAGUAUACACUCCGAGUAUAUAU
This is a messenger RNA of Trachymyrmex cornetzi, 3318 nucleotides long. RefSeq lists its product as uncharacterized. Bases 1396 to 3237 code for a protein of 613 amino acids. Lineage: Eukaryota; Metazoa; Arthropoda; Insecta; Hymenoptera; Formicidae. Gene Ontology annotation, cellular component: cytoplasm. The transcript has 4 exons. The record is from RefSeq and is a predicted model, not a curated record. Gene Ontology annotation, molecular function: peptidyl-prolyl cis-trans isomerase activity; cyclosporin A binding; zinc ion binding. Gene Ontology annotation, biological process: protein peptidyl-prolyl isomerization; protein folding.